Molecule: messenger RNA, 2291 nt
Organism: Odontomachus brunneus
Lineage: Eukaryota; Metazoa; Arthropoda; Insecta; Hymenoptera; Formicidae
Exons: 5
Coding region: 490-1410 (306 amino acids)
Source: RefSeq, a predicted model, not a curated record
CACAAACACUUGUAGAAAAUUAUAGUAGCGGGUAGAGUGUUGAACUAACGAUAAACGUGAAAGAAUUCGAACAAUCGGAGAUUGUUGCUAGAAACCGGCCGAUCAAUCGAGAAAUUGGACAACGCUGAAGUUUACAAAUUUAUCACAUAUAAAGUGCUCGUAAAUGAUAACUGGACUUCGUCCAGCAAAGUCGUCUCACUUUCAGUGAGAAACACUAGCGGAAUAUUCGCUCACGUAAAACGGAAUAAUUGUUCACAUUGGAACGAACAAUAUACGAAAACAGUAUACAAAAUAUAGACUGCGUUUAACUUCCCACUAGCCGAUUAUAAGUGGCAAUGUUUGUUAAUACAUAAUUCCACUAAUUGUUUAUUCACAAAAACUGAUCGUGCUUUCUUAUUAGUUUCGAUCACUGGGAAUUUUAUAAAUAGUACAAAUUAAAGGAUACAUUAGUGCGAAGAAAGAGAUAAAAAAAAGCUUUGUGUGAACAAUAUGAGUAAACACCAUAAUUCACCGAUAAACUUCUAUGAAGUUCGAACAUCUAAACCUCAAACGCAGUACGCAGUUCAAAGGUUCGCUCCUCAAACGUUUGCAUUUCUAGUGAAUGCGCCUCAAAUGCCUGUGCCUCGAAUGCCUGUACCUCAAACGUUCAAACCUCGAAUGCCUGUGCCUCGAACGUUCGAGCCUCAGGGUCCUCUGCUUCAAACGUUCACACCACAAACAUUUACGCCUCAUAUAAUCCAAAUAAAUGCGCCUCGAGCAAUUUUGCCACAAUCGAUUAUACUUCAGCCGAUUGUACCUCAAGCAAUUGCUCCUAGAACGAUUAUGCCUCAAACGUUUGCUCCUAGAACGGUUAUGCUUCAAACGUCGCAGGUUGUUCCUCCUGCGUCUUCAAUGUCUAUGUUAACGAUAAUAACGCCACAACAGUCGCAUGCAAUCCAGCAUAAUAAUUUACAAUCUAGCAAUCUCGUGUAUGCACAAAAAUCACAGAAUACUUCCAAGUUGCUAACAUCUAUUUGGAUGUACGAUCCUGAAUUACUUCCAAUCGGUCAUAAAAUUCCAGUGACUAUCUCUACGCCAUGGUACGGCGCUAAUUGGGAAAUAAUGGAUCCGUAUGACAUGGACGAGAUUUACGCGAAAAGUUCCCAUUGCGUACGUGAUCCGUUUUCUCACGUCAGAGCUAAUACCAUGCGCAAAUCAAACACUGCCGCUUAUCAACUAUCUGUCGAGUCAAUGAAAUCAUUAUGGAAGGUCCCAAUCACACAGCUAUAUGAGGCAUAUACUCUGCACAAACCGCAGCACCAGUCAGAAAUGAGCGAAACUUUGUCGAAAGAACAACAGAUGCUGAUGUCGCAAGAUUCCUUGAAUUUGAAUAUCAAUGAGCUUAUACCAACGUUCCAGAUGGAACAGUAAAUUGUUUAUCACAAUGCGUAGUGUAGUCUUGGCAUGAGCUGAAGAAGAAUUGGCAACGUCAGCAGCAAAUGCCGUAGAAUAAUAACGUGCGGGUGCUACUAUCGUGCGUAACACACGUAUCACGCGCACCGUACGACAUCCACAGCACGUCAAAAUUGUAGCAUGUCCCAAAAAUUUACGGUAUAGACCUAUUUAUUUAUCUAUCUUAAAAAAUUAAUAAUUAAAUUAAUAAUCAAACGCACAAUUCGCUCAAAGUUCGAAGUAAGGCCGGACUCGUGGCGGUCUCGGUGAAAAUAUUGGCUUAUACAAUAAGCAAUUUCGGAUUGUUCAAGUAAAACGAAAGACCAGUAUUUUUAUGUUGUGACGAUUUUCUGAAAUGCAUGUGCGUUUUUAUCUGUAAAUUUAUUUUUGUUUUUUGUUCUACAAUCUUCUGCGAUCCUUCGCGCAUAUUGUUCCAAAAGAUUAUAAUGACAUAAAUGUAUAAUUGUCUCAUUGCAUCUAAAAGAUUCAAGAUUGCUCAUUACACAAUCUUUCAUAUACCUACACGUUGGUAGAGCGAACGCUUGUUGAUACAAGCGAACAAUAUCAAGAAUCAUUUAUAUUUUGAGGUUCACUCAAUACAAAUAAGUGUAACGUAAUUUUUAACGCGAUUUUUAACGUUUACUACUGUGUGCGUUUUAACAUGCUCACUUUUACACGUGUUAUAUACAUAUUUUUAUUUUCAUUUUUACACAUAUGUAUUUAUAUUUUAAUCAUAAGCGAAGCGCGCGUUCGGCAAUACGCGUGAAAAAUUAAAAUGUCAUUUUUGUGUGCUUGUAUUUUCUGUACGAGAAAAUGUUAUUAUUACAAAUAUACGGAAUAUAACGUUAUUAUUACAAAUA